AAAUUGUUUAUACUGAAGUAGCUUCAACCGAACCCCCAGCCAAUGUCAGCAUUAUAUUGAUGUGUGAGUGAUGUGUUUCCUGUGUAGGGGAUAGUUGUGUGUAUCAGCAUCAGUUUUUUUUCGGAGUAAAAGGAGGGAAGUCGAAAUCUCGCGAAUUCGCAAUCGCUCUCCGUAAUCCGUGCUGUGUAGUGUAGUGUACCUUUUAUGUCUGAUGAUCGUCUCGUCCGCCAGUAAAAAGCUGAACAAGGAAACUAUUCAAUAGAAAAUCUCGCAUUGUACCACGGUGACAGUCAUGUUGUAUGGUUGUACUGCGACAGAAUUGUUAUUUGGUCGAAUCUGCAGCGGAGUUUUUUAAAGUGAAGUAGCACGAAAGUUGUACCGCUUACGGAUUUCUUGUGCCACAUUUUCAAGCGGAAGAGUGAAUCAUUCUGCAGUGUACUAGUGCUUGGCGGAAGACGGGUUCUUUUAUGACGUGGUUCAUUUCCAUUGUUACUCUUCCGAUGGACGGAAUACUUAGAAGUCAGUGUUUACAAAAUUUUGUUUAGCGGAUCGUGUCAUCAUCGGAAGACUAAUAUAACAAAUUGAUGUGUCGUUCUAUGGAAUGCUUUGAUAGCUUAAAGUGCGUUAAUUGAGUUUUAUCAAGUCAGGCAAAGUGGGAAAAAGUGAAAAUAAUUUGCUUCUAAGCAAACUUUUUCGUUUCUGGAUAAAGCAGCACGUUUCAUUUUUGUGUGAAGAAAUUGUUUCAAAGGAUGAUUUAGGAAAAAUAUUGCUUAGUGCAGUGUGUGAAUAAAAAAUUUUGGGAUUUUUGCCAUCCGACAAAUCACUUGACGUAAUACACGCUAUGAUUGGCAAAAUUUAGAGGGUAACAAAAACGGUGACAAACGGUCCGCCUGCCGUCGUCUCAAGGCACACUAAUCAACGCGACGGGGCUGUAGUGUAACCGUCGCGGUGGAUACGACAACCGGCCAGUACACAUCAGUUGGUCAUUCCAGCAGCAUCAGUUUUUCUGAAUAAAACGGAAAAUGUUUCAACCGAUUUUAUCUGCGUGAAUUUCGGAUCAGUAUCUGUGUUUCGGUAAAUAAAAAAGUCGGUGUUUACGAGUUAACCGGAGGCUAACAAAUGAGUGACAAGUGAGUUUCGGAUUAAACAGUUUAGUGUGAUAACACUUACAUCCGAGUCGUUUGUUUGGUUCCAUCAUAAUCAUACCUGUGAAAAGUACGCAAAUAUUCCAGCUAAAUAUCAGUGUUAGUUACCAAGUACCAAAAAACAAAGCUAUACCCUUCCUAACCUUCCAUUGGAGAUACCGCACAUCCCUAGUUCUAAGUGAAUUAAAACAAGUUCCACCACGGGAAGUGGUUCGCUAGAAGAUUUCAUAGCAAACAAAAACGCUCAUCCAAAAUGUUUAUCGAGGAAGAUGUUCACAUGGAAAGCUUCUGGGUGCAGACCGCCAUCGGGGCGAUCAAGAUCAUCGCCAUGGUCUACGAUAUCAUCACUAUGCCGAUCUACUUAAUCCUGCAGCGACCUUGGAAGCGGAGAGCCCUAGCCAAACGGGUCAAGGCCAAAAUAAUCCAACAGGAUGCGACCUCGAUCUCGUACCGUGGCAUUGACCCGCCCAACGAGAUGCACAUCAAGAUGCUCCAGAACGAAAUCAACACACUGGAACGGAUGUUCAAUUUCGUAACGAAGGUGCACAGCACCAAGCGGUGCAUCGGAACGCGCAAAAUCAUCAGCGAGGAGGACGAGGUUCAGCCGAACGGUCGAGUGUUCAAAAAGUUCAACAUGGGCGACUACAUGUGGCGAAGCUUCAUCGAGACGGAGCAUGCGGCCGCCUGUUUCGGACGUGGACUGCGCGAACUGGGCAUGGAACCACGGCAGAACAUCGUUAUCUUCGCGGAAACGCGAGCCGAAUGGCUGAUCGCAGCGCACGGUUGUUUCAAGCAGAACAUGCCGCUGGUUACGAUCUACGCAACGCUCGGGGACGAGGGAAUCACGCACGGCAUCAACGAAACCGAAGUAACGACGGUAAUCACCUCGCACGAACUGCUGCCCAAGUUCAAAUCGGUGUUGAACAUGACGCCCAAUGUGAAGAAGAUCAUCUUCAUGGAAGAUCAGCUGCACAAAAGCGAAACCACCGGCUUCAAGGAGGGCGUGGAAAUUAUUCCCUUCUCCCGGGUGGUCGAAAUCGGCGAAAAGAGUAAAAUGCCUGGUUGUUCGCCAACGCCGGACGAUACCGCCAUCAUCAUGUAUACUUCCGGUUCCACGGGUACGCCUAAGGGAGUCCUUCUAUCGCACGCCAACUGUAUCGGAACGAUGAAGAACUUCUGUGACAUUUUCAAAAUUUACCCGGAUGACGUGCUGAUCGGCUUCCUUCCCUUGGCUCACGUGUUCGAACUCCUGGCGGAAAGUGUUUGCCUGCUGACCGGUGUUCCCAUUGGUUACUCGACGCCGCUAACGUUGAUCGAUUCCAGCUCCAAGAUCAUGCGUGGCUGCAAGGGUGACGCUUCAGUACUGAAGCCAACCUGUAUGACAUCGGUGCCGCUUAUUCUCGAUCGCAUCUCGAAAGGAAUCAACGCCAAAGUGAAUGCCGAAACACCAAUGAAAAAGGCCUUCUUCAAGUUUGCUUACAAGUACAAGUCCAAGUGGGUUGCACGUGGCUUCCAGACGCCGAUUUUGGAUAAGAUCCUAUUCAAAAAGAUUGCUCGGCUACUUGGUGGACGCAUCCGCAGCUGUAUGUCCGGUGGAGCGCCGCUGGCGCCGGAUACCCACGAACAGAUUCAGCUAUGUCUGUGCGUUGAUAUGAUCCAGGGCUACGGACUGACGGAGACUACCGCUGGAGCCACCGUAACGGAUAAAUGGUGCAUGGAAUACGGCGUAGCUGGGGCGCCUUGCUCCAGUAAUGAUAUUCGGUUAAUCAACUGGGAAGAGGGCAACUAUCGGGUGACGAACAAACCAUACCCGCAGGGUGAAAUCGUUGUUGGCGGUACGACCGUGUCCAAGGGUUACUACAAGCUGCCGGGCAAAACCGAAGAGGAAUUCUUCGAGGAGGAUGGUCAACGGUGGUUCCGAACGGGCGAUAUUGGUGAAGUUCAUCACGAUGGUGUGCUGAAAAUCAUUGAUCGAAAGAAGGAUUUGGUCAAACUGCAAGCCGGUGAGUACGUUUCGCUGGGCAAGGUGGAAGCCGAGCUGAAAACCUGUCCGGUGGUGGAGAAUAUCUGUGUCUAUGGGGACUCGACCAAGCAGCAUACGGUCGCACUGGUUGUGCCGAAUCCGCAGCACCUUGAGGAAAUUGCCGAACGGCAAGGUAUUAAGGAUAUGGAGUUUGAGCAGCUGUGCAGCUCGCCGGUAAUGGAGAAGGCUGUGGUGCAGGAACUGGCGGAUCACGGCAAGAAAUGUAAACUGCACCGCUUCGAGAUCCCGACGGCCGUAACGCUCUGCAAGGACAUCUGGACGCCGGAUAUGGGCCUGGUAACGGCCGCCUUCAAGCUGAAACGCAAAGACAUCCAGGAGCGCUACAAGAACGAAAUCAGCCGAAUGUACGCAUCGUAGGCUACAACAACGGCAGCAACAGUGUGCUACUACUAGAACAGAACAGAACAUCACCUACGCGCCAACGUCGACGCCGUUUCCGCCACCAUCGAUUUGUGACCGUGUCUGCCGGUCGUCGGUGCACCGAGUGUACCGUUUUGGACUGCCGGGCGGUGUUGAUGGUGUUAUAUCAUCGAUCGAUUAUAAUCGCUUCUUGAAUUGGAGAAGUCAUCGGAUUUCUUAGAAAACUAAAAAGAAUAUUGAGUUUUAGUUCCCGUUCCGGGGAAUGUACAAUGUGAAAACUUAUGUUUGACAAUGUUUGUCGAAAUUUCAUUUCAUUCUGCUCGUUUGACAUAGUAUGUGAACGAUAUUAGUUUGUUUUUUGUGCUAUUUUUUGUUCAAUUUUUCUUCUAGACCUUUAUGAGUCUAUUCUCUUAGUUAUAUUGAUUUAUUUCACAACCAAGAAAUUGUACUUGCUCGACUUUUCAAAUAAUUCAACCGAAUGUAAUAAAGAAUGAGUGAGUGGUACAUAUACGGAAUAGAUGGUAUUUGUUGUUAAGCAAGUCACUUAAUGACUUUCGAAAAAAAUCAGUUGCUAGUAAAAAUGCGAAAGAAAGUGGACGUUAUGUAAAGUAUUAUAGGUAUUGUUAACGCUAACAAAUUCAAGCCUAGAAAUAGAGUCAAAAUAUUCUAUUCUCGGCAGAAAAAAAGCUAGGAAAUUCAUAAUAAAACUGCUAAAAGGCAUGUCGAGAACCAACAACUAUGGAAACAUUUCAAUGUGAUCUAUAUCCUAUGAACUGAAACCUGCUGUUCACCAGUUGGGAAGUAAAUCCUUCUAUGCAAAUAGCGUAUUGUAUAUAGAAAAGUACACUGAACUACUAUACUUUAACCAAUACAUCGUAGCCGGAGAAGGGAGAGAUUAGCACCAUACGCGACAACCAUUGCAUCCCGGGAAGACGACCGACGGAGUCUGAUUAGUUUAGUAUAGACAAUUGCUGCUAGGUGGAUAGGGCUUGCCCGUAGGCAGGCUGGCCCGUUUUGUAAAUAUUUAUAUAUUCACUUCCUUUAGAGUCCAUCUGUUCGUAUACACUUUUGUAUCUUCCUGUUGUAUUCUUCAGCCAUCGCCACGAGAGGGCUGCAGCUUUAAAGCGUGUAGUUGACAGGUGUCUUGGCUAAAUAGACAGCAGCGCUCCGCGGUGAAGGUAGUCAGAUUUCGAACUAACAAACGUAUCGUAAUAAAUGCACGCCAACAAACAGGCAUCAUCAGCAAGCAGAAAAAGUCAAUUCUACGUCACCGAAAAAAUGCAAUUUUUACCUUGUUUUGUUUUACACAAGCAGCUUAUUUUACAAAGAUGAUCAAAUUUAUGCGUCCUAGCAAUUGCAUUCAACCAUUGAUUAGCGAUUAUAUAAUAUUUAUUGUUUUCAUUAAUUCUAAGAUCAUUAAACACAUUUUAUCGACGGUUUUCUGUAGUACUUUCAAUUUGAUUUUUUUUGUCGAUUCACAGUAGGCUAUCAUUUGCUGUAAUUAAAAACAAAGAAACAAUAAUCAAAUGGAGGCAAAGAAAAACAGCGCUAACCAGUGAAAACAAUAAAAAAUGCUAGAAUAAACUGCGGUAUGGUGUAAUUUAGAAACGGAGUAAAGAAAGUGAAACCGGGAAUAAAACCUAGUAAGUAAUUUCAUUAAAUCCAGUAAGAAUAAGCAAAACAGCAACACAUGGUGGAAUAAAACACAAAUGGACUGUAAUUGA
Messenger RNA from Sabethes cyaneus, 5273 nucleotides. It is a transcript of the gene Acsl, whose product is annotated as long-chain-fatty-acid--CoA ligase 4. The transcript has 10 exons. The record is from RefSeq and is a predicted model, not a curated record. Bases 1399 to 3546 code for a protein of 715 amino acids. Gene Ontology annotation, molecular function: palmitoyl-CoA ligase activity. NCBI's taxonomy places the organism in Eukaryota, Metazoa, Arthropoda, Insecta, Diptera, Culicidae. Gene Ontology annotation, cellular component: plasma membrane; endoplasmic reticulum; lipid droplet. Gene Ontology annotation, biological process: long-chain fatty-acyl-CoA metabolic process; long-chain fatty acid metabolic process; neuron differentiation.